Messenger RNA from Echinostoma caproni, 990 nucleotides. The record is from the annotation of a GenBank genome assembly. Lineage: Eukaryota; Metazoa; Platyhelminthes; Trematoda; Plagiorchiida; Echinostomatidae.
AUGAUCCGUGUCAGGUUACUGGUAUUUAUCUUUUUAAUUAUAACUAGUAUCGAAUGGAUCAUUCUUCGCUUGAAUGGGUCUAAGAGGACUAAUAGUUGGUUUGGUGGCACAAAGCUCGGUGGCAUCUACGAAUCAUAUACGGAUGUUGAUCUCCUAAUCACUCAGUUUCUGUUUUUACAACCAUUAACCAUGCAUUUUCAUGCGUCGAUUUUGGUUGGUGUUUUUUUAGCUACCUAUUUGGAUAAAAGACAUAUAGGAUCUCAUUUGAUUUCCUUUGUUCCAGGCAACUGGAUGAACUCUUCCUCUCCGACUCAAUUCUCUGAUCCGGGUAAAUUUGCUCUGAUUGGGGCUGCUGCCCAGUUGGGUGGAAUUGUACGAAUGACCUUGAGUUUGACUGUCAUUUUGAUGGAAGCUACCGGGAAUGUGAUUGUUGGUCUCCCACUACUAAUGACCUUGAUUGUGGCCAAGUACACCGGGGAUUAUUUGAGUGAAGGUAUUUACGAUGAACACAUCGGUCUCAGCAGCAUGGCCAUUCUACCUUGGGAACCGGACCCACUCUCUUCCACCAAACGUGCCUAUGAGGUUAUGUCCUCACCCGUUGUAUUUUUCGAUCCCGUUAUGCGUGUCGGGGAUAUUGUGGAUCACGUGCGCGGAAAUCCUCAUCAUGGAUUUCCCAUAGUGGAGGGUCCUACAAACCCGGCCCGAUUUUCCUACGGGACUCUGGUCGGGCUAAUCUCAGCGGAGCAUUUAGGAAUUCUGCUGAGGGAACUUCGGGUAGAUUUCGCUAACCUGGGACGCGAUUUUGCAAAUCGUUUAGAAAGAAAAACACUGAAAAUCAUUUCGUUAACUGGUAGAUUUCUUGCACAUUCCAGAUCCCACUGUGAUGCACCAUCUCACCCACACAUCUGGAUGUGGGAUAAUUUCCCCUAUCAUGUUUUUCACCCACACACCAUAUAUAUGUUUUUAUGCAUUUAUAGUAAAUUUAUUUAG